Molecule: messenger RNA, 1287 nt
Organism: Diaporthe citri
Lineage: Eukaryota; Fungi; Ascomycota; Sordariomycetes; Diaporthales; Diaporthaceae
Exons: 2
Coding region: 1-1287 (428 amino acids)
Source: RefSeq, a predicted model, not a curated record
AUGGAGGUGCCCAUCGGUGAUGGCAGCCCCGCAAAGCGCGAGCUUGUCAUCUUGACGAAAAGCGACCAGAUCACAUCGCAGACCAACACUACCAUAGCGAACACAUUCCACCAGUUCCCCAACCUUCCCAAGGAGCUGCGGCUCAAGAUCUGGGAGCAGGUCAUGAUCGAAGCGCGUCCCAGUCGACGAAUCAUUAUCGACGAAGGCCGAGUCGUUCCAUUCAAACAGCUCAUCAGCCCUCUUCUGAUUGUCAAUUACGAGUCUCGAACGUGUGCUCAAGCCUUCUACAACGUCAAACUCGACAUCUACGCUGUUCCCCCAGUUACCCAGGACCAGGUCAAACAUUUGGACAAGCAGAAGAAUUGGAAUCGGAUCGAAGGCUCGGAAAGGGCUGUGGACGGAAAAGUCCACGGUUACAAUGACGAAUGGGUCGAGAACGAAUUCGAAGAGCAGCGGCAGGCCGUACAGUCGUCAUUCGGCUCUCACUACGACCCGGAGGAGCGGGACUAUGACAUCGACAAAAUUAACAGAGACGAGAAGGAAUACACCGUUGAUUUGGAAGAUCACUGGUCUGAUUUCGUGAGAGACGAGCUGCGUGUCCUCGGAGCAAAUUCUAUUCGCAAAGCCGAGGCGUCGGGGCCCACCACGGGCGCGUUCUACAUCAGCCCGGAGCAUGAUGUCUUCAUCACCGACUACGACUGCACAGCACACUUUUCGAUCGACAGUGCUUCGGGGAUCCUAGGAGAAGACUUCCCCAGUAUCCAAGAUAUUUCGUGCCGUCACAUCUCCGAGAAGCUGCCCGCUGCUAUAUGCCAGAGAGUCUCGACCCUAGUCCUCGUCAGGCUUAGCCACUUCUGGCACAUACGCGAUGCCGAAGAAUUUCACUAUGAAGAAAGGCACUGUGUCUUCGCGGAUAACAAAGCCGUCCGAGCAGGUGGUUGGAAGAACGGAUUUGAUCGUGAGUUCCAAUCCGGAUGGCGCCAGAAGCAAUGGGAAACGUGGUGUCUGAAGUCUCGGACGACUUGGAAAAAGAAAACCUUCCCGAGUGUUCAGGCUCACUUCGUGCUUUGGCACUUCGAUUACGGUCACGAGAAAGGCGCCUUUCUCACCAAGUUGACGAAAAUGAACGACGUCGAAAUUUCUGAAGGUUUACAACUUUGGGAAAAGGGUGAGUUCAACAGGAACGGGAAGGUCAUCCCAGGGUUGAAGAAGAAAAAGUGCAGAUUCGGCACUGAGAAAGCUGAUUGGGCGCGUGAUCUGAUGGCACAUUGGGACAUCAGCAACUGA